AUGCGAAAGCCAAGAAACGCCAUGCUAAAUACCAACCUACCGGCGGUGCUGCUGGGAGUGGCCGUGUUGGCGCUGAUCGGUCCAGCCUGCGGUCAGCGUACGCCAACCAUCUCCUACAUCACGCAGGAACAGAUAAAGGAUAUCGGUGGCACGGUUGAGCUGGCCUGCUCGGUCCAAUAUGGAUCCGAAUACUCGGUGCACUGGGUCAAGACGACCAACGAUCGCUCGGAUGUGGUGUUCCUUUCGACUGGCAGCUCGCUCGUGCUGAAGGAUUCACGCUUCUCCCUGCGCUACGAUCUGUCCUCCACGACCUACACGCUGCAGGUCAAGGACAUUCAGGAGACGGAUGCCGGCAUCUACCAGUGUCAGGUUGUGCUUUCGGUGACGAACAAAAUCACCGCCGAGGUGACGCUUAAUGUGCGCCGACCUCCCAUCAUUUCCGACAAUUCCACCCAAUCGUUGGUCGUCUCUGAGGGCAAACCCGCCCAGAUGGAGUGCUACGCAUCAGGUUUCCCAGUGCCGCAGAUUACCUGGCGACGCGAAAACAACGCCAUCCUACCGACAGGUGGUGCCACUUUUUCGGGCAACGUGCUUAACAUCCACUCGGUGCAAAAGCAGGAUCGUGGCACGUACUACUGUGUGGCUGAUAACGGAGUCAGCCGAGGCGAUCGGCGUAACGUCAACCUGGAGGUGGAGUUCGCACCGGUUGUGACCGUACCGAGACCACGUGUCGAACAGGCGCUCCAGUACGACAUGGAUCUUGAGUGCCACAUUGAGGCGUACCCGCCACCGGCCAUUCGCUGGUUGAAGGACAGCGUCCAGCUAUCCAGCAACCAGCACUACACACUGUCUCAGUUCUCGACGGCUGACGAAUUCACCGACUCGACACUGCGUGUUGUCACCGCUGAGAAGCGCCAGUACGGGGAGUAUAUCUGCCAGGCGACGAACAAGCUGGGCGAUGCUGAAGGACGUGUGGAGUUCACCGAGUCCGUCAUUCCCGUGUGCCCGCCGGCAUGUGGGCAGGCACGUUAUGGUGGCGGUGCAAGCGCACUGUCCGUUUCGAGUGUCCUGAUGGCGGUGGCUACUAUACUGACGAUGAUUGUGAUCGCGCAGUACGUGAAACGGGCGUAAGAGCGUACCGGAGUACGAUCGCAGGCAGGACAACACCAACCCAACAACGCAUUCCAACGUAACGUUCACCUCAGGCUCAAGUCGAACCAAACCGUCAAAGAAUCACAACCGAAGGAAGAUCGAUCGCUGUAGAAUGACCUUAAUGAAUCGAUGUUUGAUAUACAGAGCUAGCAUAUCCGAAUCUCAGGUCGAUCGCUCAGGCAAUCAGAAAGAAUCCAUAAUUUGAAAUAACCAUACAGUUUCUAAAGAGCAGCGGAAUAUAUAUGUAUUACGAAAGUGACCAAUCUUUACAAUAGGCAGACAGUGCGACAGAAAGCUAUCGUGGCGACGGAAGAUAUGUGCUUCGACUCGAUCCUCUCAGAUACAGUUACAUACACAUAUCGAUUAAUACACUACAAAAAAAGGAGUAGGCAAUGUAGGCUUAGUUCUGACCUCUGACCUCUGAAAUUUUAAUCUUUUUCCUUGCGUUGACGACAAAGGAUGAAAUCCUGACAAUCGUGUGUGUAGACCAGAGUGUAUUUGGAAUCAGUGAGAAUAAAAAACCCUGAAGUGUAUGAGACACUCAUCGAAAAAAAUUUCCGUGCUUUCGAGCACAAAUUACUAGAAUCAGUAAACGUAGCGAAACGGUUAACAUAAAGGCAAACAAUUGAUUCCCUCCAAGGUAUCUGUGAAAAUGAUAGCUCUUGUACGUAGGAAGGAAAUAUGUUCGAGUUUCCUCGGAUUAGCCCCUUAAGGGCUUGCAGUGCUUUUCAUGCAAAAGCGCGAGGAAAUAGAAUAGUCCAUAGCUUGUGGCGGCGAUAGAAGGAAUAGUGUGUAGCCCCUUUGCAACAAACGCAAUAGGUGCAGUUUCGCUUUUAUCUCAUGUAAAUGACGCGCGGCACUCUCAGAAGAUGUUACGAGUGGGUGGUACGCAGCCAAUUUGGAGAUUUUUUCAAGGAAAAGUCCUUUUUUCUACUGAAACAUAUUGCCCACUAGCUAAACGAUAGUGCUAUACAAACAUUUUCUAGCGUGUUUUUCGUAAAUAAGCAAUACGUAUCGAUAGGGUUACAGUGUAUGCUAGUAAAGAAGCUAAAAUGCGGCAAACUGCCUCAAAAUUGCGCGUGAGUGAGGAGCGAAGCGCUAAAAUACAUACGCUUAAGCAAUUUGUUUAGUUUCGCUUUGCGUUUAUUUCGGAGCAAGUGUAGCAGCAGUUCAAUUGAUUUUCUUCAGUUUCGAAUAAUACCUUUCAAGUGAACGAGAACCGUUCAAAAGUGAAAUGCAAAAGAGUUAAUGAGCAGGAUAGGCGCGAGAAAAUAGUGUGUGAAUACAUACAGAAAACGACAAACAAAUA
This is a messenger RNA of Anopheles nili, 2461 nucleotides long. It is a transcript of the gene Lac, whose product is annotated as lachesin. The transcript has 2 exons. The record is from RefSeq and is a predicted model, not a curated record. NCBI's taxonomy places the organism in Eukaryota, Metazoa, Arthropoda, Insecta, Diptera, Culicidae. The coding region runs from base 1 to 1131 and encodes 376 amino acids. Gene Ontology annotation, cellular component: neuron projection.